Molecule: messenger RNA, 864 nt
Organism: Echinops telfairi (small Madagascar hedgehog)
Lineage: Eukaryota; Metazoa; Chordata; Mammalia; Afrosoricida; Tenrecidae
Gene: FGF21
Product: fibroblast growth factor 21
Exons: 3
Coding region: 121-744 (207 amino acids)
Biological process (GO): regulation of cell migration; cell differentiation; fibroblast growth factor receptor signaling pathway
Cellular component (GO): cytoplasm
Molecular function (GO): fibroblast growth factor receptor binding; growth factor activity
Source: RefSeq, a predicted model, not a curated record
AGUCCACUAGCAAGGCAUUUGGGGGUACUGGAGUAGCAGCCCGCGAGCCUCCUCUCCCUCCUGGACCACCAGGCUGUGACACCCCCCAUCCUGAGACCUCGCCCAGGACAGGAGCUGUCAAUGGGUUGCACCAAAUCUGGGUGGAAGUCCCCGGGACUGUGGGUCCCUGUGCUGGCCAGCCUUCUGCUGGGAGGCUGCGGAGCACACCCCAUCCCUGACUCCAGCCCCCUCCUCCAAUUCGGGGGCCAAGUCCGGCAGCGAUACCUCUAUACGGAUGACGCCCAGACCACCGAGGCCCACCUGGAGAUCAGAGCGGAUGGCACAGUGGGGGGCGUCGCCCACCAGAGCCCAGAGAGCCUCUUGGAGCUGAAAGCCUUGAAGCCCGGCAUCAUUCAGAUCUUGGGAGUCACGACCUCCCGCUUCCUGUGCCAAGGGCCUGAUGGGGUGCUGUACGGAUCGCUCCAUUUCGACCCAGCCGCCUGCAGCUUCCGGGAGAAGCUUCUAGAAGACGGAUACAACGUGUACCACUCUGAGACCCACGGCCUCCCCCUCCGCCUCCCACCCCGUGGGGGCGACCCCUCUUCUCAGACCUGGGCCGCCCGCUUCCUGCCGCUGCCGGGCCAGCUCCCACAACUCCAAGAGACGCCAGGGGUCCUCGCCCCCGAACCCCCCGACGUGGGCUCUUCAGACCCCCUGAGCAUGGUGGGGCCUUGGCGAGGGCAAAGUCCCAGUUAUGCCUCCUGAAGGCACCCGUGGGUUCUGACCCUGACCCCCACUGUUUAUUUAUUGGGUUAUUUAUGUUAUUUAUUUUUUUAUUCCCUCCCCCACCCCUUUUUUUAUUUGGGAUAAUAAAGAAUUGGGAGA